This is a messenger RNA of Helianthus annuus (common sunflower), 1260 nucleotides long. RefSeq names its product peroxidase 9. The transcript is spliced from 4 exons. Lineage: Eukaryota; Viridiplantae; Streptophyta; Magnoliopsida; Asterales; Asteraceae. Gene Ontology annotation, molecular function: heme binding; peroxidase activity. Bases 32 to 1120 code for a protein of 362 amino acids. The record is from RefSeq and is a predicted model, not a curated record. Gene Ontology annotation, biological process: hydrogen peroxide catabolic process; response to oxidative stress.
AUGCAAUCUUUUCUCACAAGUUGGUUCAUCAAUGGCCUCUCUUCUCUACACUACCUUAAUGCUAAUAGCUUUGAUCUCUUCCCCCGCGAUAUGCCUUGCUUUUCCGGGGUUCAGCUUUGGAUGGGGUGUUGGCAGUGGUAGUGGCGGUGGAGAAGGGUCUUUUGGUAGCAGUGGAGAUGAGCCUUUUGGCGGCGGCCAAGGGUAUCCUGGUCUUUUCCCAGAAUUUUACAGUUUGUCAUGUCCUCAAGCUAAUGACAUUGUCAUGUCAGUUCUUGAGAGUGCCAUUGCUAAAGAUCCAAGGAUGGCUGCUUCUUUACUAAGGCUUCAUUUUCAUGAUUGCUUUGUUCAGGGAUGUGACGCAUCUGUCUUGUUGGAUGAUAGUGCAAUGUUUGCAAGCGAAAAGAACUCCGGGCCUAAUAGUAAUUCGAUCAGAGGAUUUGAAGUGAUCGAUGAGAUCAAGUCUAAAUUAGAGGAAGCAUGUCCUGAGACGGUUUCUUGUGCUGACAUUCUUGCCCUUGCGGCUCGAGGUUCCACUGUUCUAAGUGGUGGACCGAACUGGGAAUUGCCAUUAGGAAGGAGAGAUGCAAUGCAAGCAAGUCUAAACGGCGCGAACAACAAUCUUCCUCCACCAAACUCCACCAUUCAAAACCUUAUCACACUUUUCCGGCGACAAGGCCUUGAUGAAGUUGACUUGGUCUCUCUUUCUGGAGCUCAUAGCAUAGGAAUGGCUAGAUGCACUUCAUUUAAGCAAAGGCUAUACAAUCAAGAUGGAAACAAUCAACCGGAUUCAACUCUGGAGAUGACCUACUACAAUGACUUAAAAACAGUUUGCCCACAAACCGGCGGCGAUGACAACAUUUCUCCUCUAGAUUUUGAAUCUCCUGCAAGAUUUGAUAACACAUAUUUCAAGCUCAUAAUGCGGGGAAAAGGACUUUUAACUUCUGAUCAAGUUCUUUUGACAGGGAAUGUUGAAGAAACUAUGUUUCUGGUUAAGGCAUUCACAGAGGAUGAUGCUCUCUUCUUUGACCAGUUUGCUAGGUCAAUGGUUAAAAUGGGAAAUAUCAAUCCCCUCAUUGGUUAUAACGGCGAAGUGAGGAAGAACUGUCGAAUGGCUAACUAACUAUAACUAUAUAUAACAAUGCGUGCUAUAGAUUCGAUCAUGAGUUGUAUGAUAUGGCUUUAUCUAAGUUCUCUAUUUUCUUGUAAUGCUGGAAUGGAAACACUAGUUUCUAAUGAACUUAAGUAUGGUUUCUUAUUGAA